Molecule: messenger RNA, 603 nt
Organism: Suillus plorans
Lineage: Eukaryota; Fungi; Basidiomycota; Agaricomycetes; Boletales; Suillaceae
Exons: 1
Source: RefSeq, a predicted model, not a curated record
AUGGGAGACCCUCUCGCGAACAAAGCCAAACGACUGCUAGCGCUUCACGCGCCCUACCCAGGUGACAAUCUAGAAAGGGAGGAAUCAUUCUCUGGUCAGCGUUUUGUCGUGUACUGGACAUCGGCGACUCACCAUGUCAUAAUGGAUGGGGCCCGCCAGCUGGAGGAAGACCUACUAAUACCUAGCAUCCUGUUGAGGAACCCGAAGUUCCUUUUGGGCGAUUGGUACACCACCCACCAGGCAAAGCAGUUAGGAUGGCCCAGAUCAGAGACCCGGAAGGGACACAACAGAGAACCUAUGGGCGAUCUGAUACCUCGAAGGGUCAGUGAAAUCCUGAAUGGAGAGCGAGACUUACCAGGCGCCAAGACAUUGAAUCGUUUUAAAUGUGAACAAGUCAUGUUCAACGACAGCGUGAUGUAUGAGGUCACGGACCGCAACCUAAUAUUCCGAAUAUGGGCAGCUGAGGCAGACCUGGCAAACACUAAACUAAACAUUAGUCUAUGGUACGCAAGACACCUCGAGAAGGCUUACCGUCAGAUGCAUUCAAUACUGCUCGAAAGGGAGCUAGAAAACGAAUAUUAUCAGUUCAGAACACUGGAAAAC